Molecule: messenger RNA, 513 nt
Organism: Colletotrichum chrysophilum
Lineage: Eukaryota; Fungi; Ascomycota; Sordariomycetes; Glomerellales; Glomerellaceae
Exons: 1
Coding region: 1-513 (170 amino acids)
Source: RefSeq, a predicted model, not a curated record
AUGGGUAUCUGCUCAGCCUCUUCUCAAACUUUGCUGCCCUACACCAGAGAGCAAGUUUAUGCUUUCGUCACCAACCCGCACAACUGGCCGCUCACGUACAAAGGCAGCGGCGGCAUUCAACAAAAAGACCUCAAGCUACCAUUGACUCUUGGAUCACAAUGGACAGAGAAAGUUGCCCUUCAGAACAACACUUACUACGCCAAAUGGACUUUGAUUAACGCCAUCGAGCCGUGGAAGUGGUCUUUCCUCCAAGAAAACGGAAUCGGAGCUACGGACGAGGCCAUUACCGAUGGUGUCGAUGGGACGACGGUUAUCGAGUACGUUUUCCAGAAGGCAGAAAUGGAAGUUGGAGGCACGAAGAAGGAGGCUUGUAUUUUCAAACGCACACUCAGCAUCGAUCUUCCCCGCAACGGGACACUUCCAGAAGACCUUCUUGCUGUUUGCAUGAAGACAGCGGGUAUCGAGGGGUACCACGACGCCGUGGCAAGGGAACUUGAGAAAAUUCACGGAUGA